AUGUCGACUGCAAACAAAUUUACUGUGCUCAUUGUGCGUUUUCACCGUCCCUUGAACCUUCUUGCUCGACGUUUGACGGUCUCCACUCUCCAGGCCGUGGCAUUUCCGUGCGCAUUAUCGACAAGGAGCAGACCCACCGCGUUGGCAGCCGCGGGGGCUGGCGUCCAGUCUCGCACGCUCGAACUCUACGCGCAGCUCGGGCUGUACGACAAGAUCAUUGCGUGCGGCGGCGACAUACCGAAUAUCGCACUGUACAAGCCAGGCAAGGAGAACACCACGCCGAUGAAGGAGUUCCGCUUGACCCCGCUGGUGGAUGCGACACCCUCCAUGCCCUAUCCCAACACGAUGAACAUCCCACAAGACGCGCACGAGGCCGUGCUCCGUGAGGCUCUUGCUGCACUGGGCUGCACUGUCGAGCUCGGGCGUGGCGACGCCGAAACGGCAGAAGUGGCGUGGCUGGUCGGGGCGGACGGCGCUCACAGUGUCGUGCGCAAGGGCCUCGGACUGAGCUUCCUCGGUGAGACACACGAGGAGCAGGAGAUGUUCCUCGGUGACAUCGAGAUCGAAGGGGUUACACCCGGCUUGUGGCACAUGUGGGCCGACCCGCGACAGACGAUAGUCCUUCGCGGCACCACGCCUACCUCAAACGUGUAUACCUUUGCGUGCCUUCCCAGCGCUUCGGGACCGCUUUCUGGCCCUUUCACGCGCGACGAGUUUGUCAAGAUGUUCUAUGACAUUACCCAGCGCACGGACAUUUCGUUCGGAUCCGCGUUGUGGCUUUCGCAUUACCGCGCCAACAUCCGAAUGGUCGACGAGAUGCGCGUCGGGCGGGUGUUUGUCGUAGGCGAUGCAGCGCACUGUCACAGCCCUGCUGGUGGCCAAGGCCUCAACUCCAGUGUCCAAGACUCGGCAAAUCUCGCAUGGAAGCUCGCGCUGGUCAUCAAAAACCUUGCGCCGGACUCGUUGCUCGACACCUAUGCCGAAGAGCGCCUCCGUGUCAUUGCGCAGAUGCUCAAGCUGACUACGUUAUUGCACAAUACCACACACAAGAUGCGGCAGCAGCCCAAUUCGGACGCCGCGGAAAGCGCUACUGCGGGCGGCCGCCGUAAGCAUGCGGAGCUCUCGAUGCUGGGUGUCAACUAUUGCGGGAGCUCAAUCAUUGCGGAAAACGAUGAUGCGGACAAAGGCCUGGCCCCGGCGUAUACGGCGAGUCUGACGGACAUCGGCGCGCUGCCAGGCUACCGCGCACCGGAAGCGCCGGGACUGGCAGGCGAGGGCGAGAAGGAGACAAGCUUGUUUGCGGUGUUUGACCUGAGCAAGCAUACCAUCUUGCUCUUCGCCUGCCGGGCUGGGACGACCAAGGUGGUGCAUAUUCUUCCAACAGGCGUCGCGCUUGAGAAGGUCGGCCGCGCAGAUGUGGUGCUCCAGGACACACGGGGCCAUGCAUACGCCACCUAUGGCAUUGCAGAGGGCGAGACGGCACUUGUAGUUGUGCGUCCUGAUGGGGUCGUCGGCGCGGUGGAGGGUGGGAGCGUAAAGGAGGCGGUGGCGGGCGUGGGGAAAUAUUUCUCGAAGAUUCUUGGAUCGGAGACGAGCUUGUAG
Mycena indigotica is the source of this 1602-nucleotide messenger RNA. Its product is annotated as FAD-binding-3 domain-containing protein. Lineage: Eukaryota; Fungi; Basidiomycota; Agaricomycetes; Agaricales; Mycenaceae. The record is from RefSeq and is a predicted model, not a curated record. The transcript has 9 exons. Bases 1 to 1602 code for a protein of 533 amino acids. Gene Ontology annotation, molecular function: FAD binding.